Trichophyton benhamiae CBS 112371 is the source of this 1254-nucleotide messenger RNA. RefSeq lists its product as uncharacterized. Bases 1 to 1254 code for a protein of 417 amino acids. NCBI's taxonomy places the organism in Eukaryota, Fungi, Ascomycota, Eurotiomycetes, Onygenales, Arthrodermataceae. The transcript has a single exon. The record is from RefSeq and is a predicted model, not a curated record.
AUGAAUUCCGCCAACGUUACGAAAAAUACACAUGGCAAGGCCGAGGGCGAAGAGGAAGCAGACGGGGACGAGAUCGGUGGUUGCCUUGAUAACAUGCGGACAACAGGACAGCAGACCGGAGGGCAGAGGUUAAAGGUGCCAGACAGAGCUAUUGCCAGCGCCCUGAACCAGCAAAGAAGGAAGACGCGGAGAAGAAAAGGCUCGUUGAGGAAGACGGCUUUACUUGGGACGGGAAUGUUGCGGAUGGAAGGGAAGGAGAGGUUUGCUGGUGGCGGUACAACAUUGAAGCGAGCCACAGGGAUAUUUCUCGACCAGUACGAUGGGCCGGCGGAGAUAGAGGAGUAUAAGAGCAGAGAGAAAGGGGAGCUUGAAAAGGAUGGGGAAACGGGUCGUGAAGCUGCCUCUGUUGUCACAAACGACAGCAAGAAGUUAUCUCGGCUUCAACGACAGCUCUCAGCGUCAUUAGACGAUGGCGAGUCUACUCCCCGGCGAUAUAGUCAUUCGAGUACGCUUGCUGCGGAUCACGAAAGUCCGUCCUCUGCCUCUCCUUCCUCUUGGAACCAGAACCAGUGGAAGCAACAACAGCAGGGACAGCAAUUGCAGCACACGCCGGCAAACAGUGGCUCCUUCUCGAAUGCCGCGCAAGUAGGACAAUCAAGUGCAGCAAACUCCGUCCAAGAUGAUGGCACAACGGAUGAUGAAGACGGACUCUCGCUACCGCGACUGAAUACCUCGAACCUCUCUCGUCUGUCGAGCAAAACUAGCAACAGCAGCAUAUCGGCCUCUCCAGUGCUUCCUCCUCGACGUAUGCCGCUAUCCGCUCUACAAACGGCUGCUUCAUCUAGUUCAGACUCGUUCUUCAAACAUUCCAGCACCAUGGCGCAGAUUUCACGCUCGUCUUCUCAGCGUAUCCGAUCACCACUAGCCACUUCAAACACUGCCGAAAUCACCAGCCCCUCAGAGGUAUGGGAUUACUCUGAGACCGAGUGGUGGGGAUGGAUUAUACUGAUAGUCACCUGGCUGGUAUUUGUUGUUGGUAUGGGCAGCUGUCUUGGGGUAUGGAGCUGGGCGUGGGAUGUAGGAGAGACUCCCUAUGCACCACCAGAGCUGGAGGAUGAUGCCACCCUUCCAAUUGUAGGGUAUUACCCUGCCUUGAUCGUCCUGACAGCUGUUAUGGCUUGGGUUUGGGUGGUAGUUGCUUGGGUGGGUAUGAAGUAUUUCCGACAUGCAAAUAUUUCAGGGGACGAUACAUGA